Messenger RNA from Talpa occidentalis (Iberian mole), 5055 nucleotides. Its product is annotated as proton-coupled amino acid transporter 1-like. The transcript has 12 exons. Lineage: Eukaryota; Metazoa; Chordata; Mammalia; Eulipotyphla; Talpidae. Gene Ontology annotation, cellular component: vacuolar membrane. Gene Ontology annotation, biological process: L-alanine transport; glycine transport; proton transmembrane transport. The record is from RefSeq and is a predicted model, not a curated record. Gene Ontology annotation, molecular function: L-proline transmembrane transporter activity; amino acid:proton symporter activity; L-alanine transmembrane transporter activity. The coding region runs from base 437 to 1867 and encodes 476 amino acids.
GGGCCGGGCGGCGGCGGCGCCAGGUUCUUGAGGGGGGACAGUGACGCUCGUGGAUGCCGCUGCCCCUGCCCACCGCUGCCCGUGCACCCCGAGUCUGGCCGAGCGGCAGAGGCCCCCUGCCGCCCCCCUCCUGGCGUGGAGGGCGCCUCCCCUGUGCACCGGCCCCACAUGGCUCUUAGCCACAGGCUGCGGGGUUCUGGAGGCCUUGGCGACACCCCGCAACGCUGCUCCUCAAGCGCGUGAGGAGUGUGGCCCGUGUCCAGCCCGGCCCACGCCCUGGGCUCUUCUCAGCCGCACGGCAGGCGCCACCUGACUCGCGAGACAGCACGCGCGCGUGAAGGCGAAAAGGAAGGAGGUGGGCAGGGGACACAGCCCCCCCGGCCCCAGGAGGGCCCUCCGUCAGGCUGUGGGGCCGCCGCUGACCUCCAAGGCCGCCAUGUCCACGCAGCGACUGCGCAGCGAGGGCUACCACGACUACAGCUCCACCGAGGUCAGCCCCGAGGAUAGCCCGUCCGAGGGCCUGAGCAGCGUGUCCUCCCCCGGCUCCUACCAGCGCCUCGGGGAGCGGAACACCACCACAUGGUUCCAGACCCUGAUCCACCUGCUGAAAGGCAACAUUGGCACCGGCCUCCUGGGGCUGCCCAUGGCGGUGAAGAACGCGGGCAUCCUGAUGGGUCCCCUCAGCCUACUGGUCAUCGGCAUCGUGGCGGUGCACUGCAUGGGCCUCCUGGUCAAGUGUGCCCACCACUUGUGCCACAGGCUGAACAAGCCCUUCCUGGACUACGGGGACACGGUGAAGCAUGGCCUGGAGGCCACUCCCAGCGCCUGGCUGCGCAGCCACGCGCACUGGGGAAGGCGUGGCGUGGACUUCUUUCUGGUCGUCACGCAGCUGGGCUUCUGCUGCGUCUACUUCGUCUUCCUGGCUGACAACCUGAAGCAGGUGGUCGAGUCGGCCAACGGCACCACCAGCAACUGCCAGGCCAACGCCACGGUGGUCCUCACCCCCACCAUGGACUCGCGGCUCUACAUGCUGGCCUUCCUGCCCUUCCUGAUACUGCUCGUCUUCAUCCGAAACCUGCGCGUACUGUCUGUCUUCUCCUUGCUGGCCAACGCCAGCAUGCUGGUCAGCCUGGUGGGCAUCUACCAGUUCAUCGUGCAGCGGCUCCCAGACCCCAGCAACCUGCCCCUGGUAGCCUCCUGGAAGACCUACCCCCUGUUCUUCGGCACGGCUAUCUUUGCCUUCGAAGGCAUCGGCGUGGUCCUGCCCCUUGAGAACAAGAUGAAGGACCCCACGAAGUUCCCCCUGCUGCUCUACGUGGGCAUGGCCAUCGUCACGUCGCUGUACAUCAGCCUGGGCUCCCUGGGCUACCUGCAGUUCGGCGCCGCGGUCCAGGGCAGCAUCACCCUCAACCUGCCCAACUGCUGGCUGUACCAGGCGGUGAAGCUGCUCUACUCGGCCGGCAUCUUCUUCACCUACGCGCUGCAGUUCUACGUGCCGGCGCAGCUGCUCGUGCCGGCCUUCACGGCGCGCGCGCCCGGGCGCUGCGAGCUGGCGGUGGACCUGCUGGUGCGCGCCGCGCUGGUCUGCCUCACGUGCGUCCUGGCCGUGCUCAUCCCCCGCCUGGACCUGGUCAUCUCCCUGGUGGGCUCCGUGAGCAGCAGCGCCCUGGCCCUCAUCAUCCCGCCCCUGCUGGAGAUCGCCACCUACUACUCCGAGGGCCUGAGCCCGCUGGUCAUCGCCAAGGACGCCCUGAUCAGCGUGCUGGGCUUCCUGGGCUUUGUGGGGGGCACUUAUCAGGCCUUGUACGAGCUGGCCGUGCCGGCCAGCACCCCCGCCCAUGUCAGCCCCACCAGUGCCUUCGCGUAGAGGCCAGGCGCCGUCCUCACAUUCCCACAUUGCCGCAGAGCCCCGCAGGUUCUGGCUCUGGGACAGGCAGGGCUGCUGCCGGCGGCCAGGAGAGGCAGACCAGCCUGUGCUCCGACCCUGAGCCACCCCAGAACUUGCAGCUCUGCCCCCUGGACCGCCAGCCUCCUGCUGCGCAGCUCAGGUCCGCAUUUCAGCUCCCUCUUCUCAUUCCAGCUGGGCCUGGAUUAAAUCAGUGGGAGCCCCCCUCCCCCCCAGGAGCCCGGCCUCUUUCUCCUCCCCGUACCUGUCGACCCUGUCUCCCUUGCUCAGUGGAACCUCCAGGGGCCCCUGGACCUGUGUGUUGGUGGUCAGCCGGCCCCAGCUGAUCUCAGCCCUGGCCUGGGUACCCCCACCUCCGGGCCAGGCCACCUGUUAGUGGCCGUGGCUUCUGAACCACAUCAGUGCUGCCACGUUAAAAUAUUUAAAUGUAUUUAAAACGUAGCUUUGUUUCCAGACUCUAAACCCGGAUCUCGAGUGCCCUCUCUCCCUCAGUGACCCCUGCUCCAGUACGGCCCCGUGGGCCACACAUAGCAGGGGACAGGCUGGCUGAGGCGCCCACGCACAGUUGCACGUAGCUCCUGGCUGGAUUCAGCACUGCGGGACCCUCAGGCGUCUCGUUUCGUUCUCCAAGCCUGUCUGCUCUGGGGUCCUCCCCACGGGGCAUUCUCCACCAUCUUCAAGAGCUUCCUGAACCCCAGGCUUCUGUACCCACCCUCUUGGCGCCCCACGCCCCUUCCCCAUGCCCCUGGCCCUCCAUGGACGCCCCACGCGCUCCCCUCUCCACCAAGCGUGGCCCCGCGGACGGCAGGUCCAGCCAAGCUGUGGGCGGCCUCUUGAGCCUGGCCUCCGCGCAGGAGUGUUCUUGGAGGCUCCUCCAAGUUGCGGAAUCUCAUCCUUUCUUGCCGAUGAGUGCAGUUCACGGCCUGCAUGCCCCAGAGCUGCUAGCCCUCACCAGGCCCCAGAGAUGGCGCUGCUGCGUGGACAAGCAUGUGUGCCCCUGUGCGUAGUGUUCAUGCCCUGGGCAUUGCCCACAGGUGCAGUUGCUGGACUGUGGGAAAGCCCCUUCACCUGGCGUCAAGGGUUCUCCCAACCCCCCCCCCCAGGGUGGCUGGUCACGCCCAAGCGCUGGGGAGCGGGGGUGGGCGUCGCCCUCCUUGGUCAUGGGCCCACAUGUCCCUCGGCAGGGUGUGCAGCUGGCCCAGCGCUGGCCUUUGGUGGCGGCCUUUGCGCUUGCUCUCAGGUCCUGUGGGCUUUGCUUUGAUUUCUUGGGGUUUUCUUCGGAGACAGCCACGUCGCAAGCAAAUAAGCGGCAUCUCUUCGAGCCCGUGCACUUGCCGCAGCACCCAGAACUGCCUCUGGGUGGCGGAGGCGCCCACCUGACCGUCCACGGGCGCCUCCCUGCUGCUGCGUGGGGGCUCGUGGGGCGUUGAGCUUUCCCUGUGGCGUCUUUGCUCUUCGGCUCUUCUUUUCCACUUGAUCCUGUGAGUGGUGUUGAUUUUUGUCACAUUCUGAGCCGGCCUCACUCCCGGUGGGUCCUGCUGGCAGGCGGGUGGUCCCUGCCCCACCCCCUUGGACUAAUGCGAAAAAACACAUUAUUGAGCAAGUGGAUACAGUCAAGACCCCACCAGAGGGUCUUUCCAGCCCAGGUGCAGUUAACAUCCCAAAGCAGGGUAAUUACAAGCUUGCUCACUUACAGGUCUUUCCUUGGGAGAUUUGGGGCCUCGUCCUGGCCCGCUUGUCUAGACAGUUACUUCCAAAGAGUCAGAUGAAGUCCAGGAGGCCUGUCUCUUCAGGGUACCCUCAGAUGGCUGCAUCCCCUUCCGUGGGGAGCAGCUUUGCUCCCCACCAAGGUUUUGCCUAUUGUAAACAAUGUCUCCAACAUCUCUCCCUCUUGCUUUUUAUUUUUUAAAUUUUUUUUUAAAGAUUUAUUUAUGCAUACAAGAAAUGGGGUACAGGCCAGAGGUGUGGAGGGUGAGAGGACUCACCAGAGACAGCGGGGAACAGAACAGGCAGACUGACUGAAAUGCACUGCUGAAAGGAGCAGUGGGCGAGUCAGGAGAGGUCUGCUGCGCCAUGUGGGUGGCUCCCUGGCCAGGGAACGAACUUGUGCUGCAGAGGCUGCAGUUAGCUUUAUAGGUUGCGUCUUAACCCCUUGCUCCACCAGGGAGGCCUAACGAUUUCUUGCCGUAGGCAGCAUAGGGCUUUUAGACUGACAAGAAAAAAGUAGCAGAAACAUUAAGCUUAUACCAAACAAAAUCCAAACUCCAACGUUGAGGCCUGACAACCAGUUUUGUUGGAUUUAGCCAAUAGGCGAUACUGUUUAAAUGUUCCGUUGUGGCAUUUCGUGCUUCUUGUCGUAAUUGUGCCACUUGUUGCUCUAGUUUGUCUCUACGGUCGCUGACAUGGACCCGGGUUACUGAGGAGCGCACUGAGAAGUUGUCUUUGCACCUCUGCCCAGGAGGGCUGUACGGGAGGAACAGAGUUACAGAGUGCCGCGCCUGUGCUGUCCACAGGGCCUGCCUGGCGAUGUCCAGCAAGGCAGUAGGUUACAGGGCAACCCCGAUAUGAAACGGGUUGCCUGACUCGGGUCUUCACCACGCGCUUAAAAGGGACUUACUAAUGCUCAAGUGCAGGCACACGCAAAAGGUUAAUAAAAGGCUUAUUUACAAAAGAAGGGGAAAUGAGGAAAUGAAUAACAGGGAGAAAGAGGGAGAUAAAUUGGGGACUGCGUCCUACCUGCUCCGCCGACCUGGAAUCCAGUGGCCCGCGAGCUGGCGAAGAGCCGAGAGUCGUGAGGCCAAGAGAGAGCCGCCCCCGCCACAUGGCUGGUUUUAUACCCAACCUGGCAGCUUAACCCCACGCUCAGGUCCCAGCUCCCUCCCUCUGGUGGUGAUGGGAUUUGUAGUUCCCAGCGUCUUGGCGGCUUUGGUCUGGAGUGGGGGUGGCAGCCACAAACCUGUAUGGAGUUUGCUCAGGACAGCUUUUCCCCCUAACGAUUCCCGCCCUUCACUUUUUGCCACCUGUAGUGGGUGGAUGGGACCGAGCUGCUUGCUUUAUGAUUCGAGCAAACGGGUAAAGGAGAGUCCUGGAGCCCUCGGCAUUUCAGGUUGUUACUGAGCUUUUACACGUGCAGCAACCAGGCACACGGC